CGUCCGCUUCAGUUCAUAUUACUCUCGACUUUCCGCGGACGUUUUGUCCUUACGGCUUCGUUAUUUUGUCGGGAAAAGACCCUCUUUUAGUUUUCUGUCAUUGAAAAGACACUUUUUGCAGUAAGUAGAGAGUGCAUUUGGAGAGGAUGGCGGCUAUUAAAGCGCUCCAGCAGUGGUGUAAAAUUCAGUGCGAGGGAUACCGAGAUGUGGCCAUCAGCAACAUGAGCAUGUCUUUCAGAGAUGGACUGGCCUUCUGUGCGCUUAUCCACAAGUUCAGACCGGAGCUCAUAAACUUUGAGUCUCUCUCCAAAGACAAUGUGUAUUACAACAACCACUUGGCUUUUCGGGUGGCUGAAGAUCAUCUGGGAAUCCCAGCUCUUCUGGAUGCGGAGGACAUGGUGGCCUUGCCAGUUCCAGACAGACUCAGCAUCCUCACAUAUGUCUCGCAAUACUACAAUUACUUCCAUGGCCGCUCACCAAUCGGGGGAGUAGGAGGUAUCAAGCGGCAUGCUGAGGACUCAAAGGAGGUGCCAUCAGAGAAGAAGAAUCUGCCUGUGGUUGCCAAAAACCACAAUCUCAAAACAAAUACAGAGAACCGUCCUCCUCGAUGUGAAAUGCCAAAAAUUAUCAACCGUCCUCCAUCUCUUAACAUCCAGAAAAGUGCUCCAGAGAAGCAUGCUCUAGCCACUCCAGCUCGGCAGACUGGCACAGACGGGCAGAAAUCUCCAGGGCCUAAAUGUGUGCAAGCGCCCGUCACACCACUCAGAGCGAGAUCUCCACAACCACACAGAGAAGCUGAGAAGAAGACUGUUUUGGUGGAGACCUCAAAUAAAACGGGUACAUUAAACAGUGAAUGUGCCGUCUGUGGAAAUCAUGUACAUCUGGUCCAGAGACACCUGGUGGAUGGAAAACUCUACCACCGGAGCUGCUAUAAGUGCAGUGUAUGUUAUGGCACAUUGAAAUCUGGAGCAUAUAAACUAGGAUCAGACACUGGCUCGCUGGUCUGCACUAUUCACCAACAUGGCCAAAAUGGCUUCAAGCCCACUGUUAAGCCUUUUAAGAGCAGCAGCUUUACAGUUUCUGAUUUGGUGGCCAAAUCUGAGCGAGAAGAUCAGCCGCCUACACAGCGCUACGUCUCUGUAUUAUCUGCACCCAUCAAGGCUGUUCCUAGACCUGUGGAGCUCAGCCCGGCUCAGCAGGCAUGGACAUCUUCAGCUCAGAGGACUCAAGCAGCCCGCCAGAAGUUCUUCCAGUCUUGUGCCCCAGCAGCAGAGCUUCAGCCUAACACAAAACCACCAUCAGGCCUGGCUGAGCCCUCCAGUCUGAAGGUGCUGGAGAAAGAAGGUGCUCUGGCUAUCGGAAAACGAGUAUGUGAAGGAAACACCAAUAACAACAAUGCACUGAAUUCUGACCCAAGAGCAAAGAGCCAGGUAAAAAUCAGUUGCUCUUCUGCUGAAGUCUCUACCUGGAGGCAGGAGCUACAUGUGCGAGAUUCAAAGGCAGGAGUUCAUAUCAGGGCUGCUCCAUCCAGCCCUGCUAUUAUCAGCAGCAGCGGCAUGAACAGCAAAGAAUCGCUCUACCUCAGUGCCAUCAGCAAGGAGCGCAAACCUCCAUCCCUGCUGCAGACUACCGCCAAAGCUUCAGCCAAUGAUGUUCAGAGCUAUGAUGCCCCGGCUGACUGGAGAUCAAAGCCAAAGGCAGCUCCAAAUGGACCAAGACUCAAAUCAUCUGAUAAUGCCAAAGCUGUUCCAUUGGUGUGUGGAGAAAACAAAGAGGGUUGUAAUAGUGAAUGUUCCUUGACCUCAUGCAUAUCACCCUCUAAGUCCUGUCACAAACCUUCAUCUCCAAAACAGCCUCGCUGCGGGUCGGCGACAUCAAGUUACGACAAUGGAAAUAUUUUAUCAAAUAACAGCUUGCUCUAUGAAGCAAGGUCACCUACUACAAACGCUUGCUAUAUCACGCCAGAGCAGAUCUCAAAAGAGCUGCAAGACAUUGAAAACAACCUCAACGAUUUGGAGAAUGAAGGAGUGGAGCUGGAAUGGAAACUUCGUGUUUAUGAAGAAGAGGGUCAUGGGGACAUUCUGAUGGACCCCUUAAUGGUGGAUUGGUUUAACCUGAUUCGGAAGAAACAAAGCUACAUACGGAAAGAAUCUGAGUUGAUGUACAUAGCAAGAACACAAGAUCUGGAGGAGCAACAGCCGGGAGUGGAGGGGGAACUCAGGAGAUUGAUCAACAAACCAGAACAUCUCAAAACUCCGAAUGAGAAGAAGAGGGAAACCGAGCUGUUGAACAGACUGAUGAAGAUUGUGAAUGACAGAAACGCCAUUGUUGAGGGUCUGGAGGAGGACAGAAUAAGGCAAGGGGAGGAAGAUCAACAGUUGAAUGAAAUGAUGCAAAGACUGGGUCUUCAGAAGUUUAAAAACAAACGCAAGUCAUCCUUCUCGAAGUUGUUUCGACGACGAAGUAAAAAAGCCUCGAUGGGAGAGUGAACUGGAAUGAAGUGCUUCAGAUGUUCAGCUGCAGUUUGUUGAAGUUCAGUCUUCAUCCUGUUAGAGGUUUAAAAAAAACAAGGUGGGACUACAAUAUGUCAGGUGGUUCAGUGAGUUAAGAGUUCUUGAAGGAAAAUGUUUAUUACCACCUUAUUUCAGUCAUGUUCAAAAUGUUUUUCACUUUGAUUUACCUAAUGCUUGUUCUAUUCAUUUACAAUGUUUAAUUUGCUCCUAUAGUUUCUAUGCGUGGGCUCCUUUGAAUAAUUAUUGUUCAGAAUAUACAUUAACUUUUUUAUUUUUAUUUCCACCCCCUCACUUGUUGAGAGAUGAACCGUACCGUUGUAUUAGCAGAUAAACAAACAGAUGUCCAAGGCUGGCUGAAGCACGCUCUUUGACUGAGAUCCAAAAAAUCUGCGGAGCAUCUUAAUUUAACCCUAACCUCCUAAAAGAGUUGAGCUGAACGAUUGAAAGCGUUCAAUGUGCAGUGCUAACAGUGACCUGAAGGGGGCACUAUAAGCUCGCAUGCAUGUGCAUCAGAGUAUCCAGCCUCUUAUUUUAUAUCCUGUGAACGCUAAAUCAAGCUGCAGAUUAGACGGCAGAGGAUCUUGUGUGUGCUGGAGAGGCACGGAUUAUUGGUUUUAUUCUCUUUUUAAGUCUCUAACCUAGUUCAAUUAAAAGUGUACCCCAUUUAACUUAUCUAAGAAAAAUAGUCUUGCAAAGAGGCCUUUUUUAAUGUUUAAAUGGAAGAUAUGACUCAACUGUUUGAAAAAGCUACUGCAGAAGUGUUUUAAGAUGUUUUAAAGUUCUCUUGAGAGAUGCUUAUGCUUAUUUAUUGUAUAUUUGACUUUUAA
Molecule: messenger RNA, 3340 nt
Organism: Danio aesculapii
Lineage: Eukaryota; Metazoa; Chordata; Actinopteri; Cypriniformes; Danionidae
Gene: micall2a
Product: mical-like 2a
Molecular function (GO): protein binding
Source: RefSeq, a predicted model, not a curated record